GCAGGAACCAAGCCCCAAGUGGGACCUAAGACCCCUCGGAUCCCGCGCAGACGACGCACGACCAUGGCCGCUACCGCUGACUCAAAUGCACAAGCCUGCCCCAAGAGGCCGGUUACCCCUCCCAUACCAGUUCAGCAGGCAGAUGAACCGCAAUUAGCGUUUCUCAAACGUCUCUAUCUCUACUCGGAGACCACUGCAGCUGAACUGAGCAAGUGGGAAGAGGAGGAAGCUGCCCGCCAGCAGGAAAUACAACGCCAGCUGGUAGAGGCAGAGGCAGCACGUCAGCAGGCCGCAGCAGAAGCUGCAGCAGCCGCACGGUUGCAACAGCAGCAGGUCGAGGCAAGUCGAAACCAAGUUCGUUACCAAGCCACAAUGGACCUCACGAAAGACGAAGCCACGUAUGGCAGGCUACUUCAACGACAGCAUUUCCAAGCAACCAAAGACCAAGAAGAGCCGACCGAGGAAGAGAGCGACAAGGAAGCUACAACAGUAUUGAUGGAGAACCUGUUGUACACGUGCAACUGGCAGCAACUGCUGGCCAUGCGGCAGAUCUUCAUCCGCUACGAAGCAACAUUUCGGACGCAGGAACGGAAGAUCACCGCCUUGCAGCACGCGAACAGCCAGCAGCAGGCCAUCAGUGACCAGCUGCAGACCACUGUCAACACAGGAUUGGCACGAUUGUCUGCAGUUGAGUCCACGGGCAGUGCAGUGGCAGACUGCAGCCCAGCUUUGGCCGCGCAGGCCAAGCAACUCGAGGAGCGGAUCAACCACGUGGUAACAUCCCUCGGUGACAUCAGCAAGUUUGCUGGAGCAGCGACAGUCAGCAAUCAGCUGCAGACGCUCAGCGACCACGUUCAACAACGACCGGCCGCCGUCGCCAAGGAAUGGAAGAUGCCGAACUUCAAGAUUGAGAAGUUCGACGAUUACUACAAGACCGAUCCGCUGCAGUGGUAGAUGGCAUUCAAUGCGGAGGCAGACGUACAUCACGUCCUACCCGAACGGCGGCUUGACGCAUUCUACCUCCAACUCAUUGGAGAGGCGCAGGCUUUCAUGACACACAUGGCCGUCACGCUAGAGUGCACCAUCGCCACCCUCCACACCAAGAUCACCUGGGAGGAAUUCGAGAAGAAAUGGAAGACCCUGUUCAUGGUCAACAACAACAAACGGCACGCCUUGAA
Messenger RNA from Chara braunii, 1178 nucleotides. The record is from the annotation of a GenBank genome assembly. Lineage: Eukaryota; Viridiplantae; Streptophyta; Charophyceae; Charales; Characeae.